AGUUAACAGUUAAUUGCACCCUAACUAAUAAAUAGGCAGUCCGUCGUCUAAUCCAUAAUUAGCGCUACCUCGUAACCUCGAGCUAAGCUCGAGUCUCAAGCCUCUCAAGAACAUUGAACAUUCGGUGGCGGACGCAUUCCCACUCCUAUCCCCUAACAAAUAAACAAUAACGUGUGCAUUCACAAGCAGGCACCAGCUAUCGUCAGCCGCCUCCUGCUCCGGUUCUCCCUCAGUCACGCAUUUCGUCAAACAGCUUUGUCUCCCUAUCUGUUUCUCUCUCUCUCUCUCUCUGGAUUUGGGGGAGAGUUAGUGAAGGGUGGAGGAGAAUCUUCUGCGUCAACUAGGGUUUUGGGACUGCCGUAUUGAUGAUCGAGGUCAAAGAUCUAGCAUGAAAUCCUUAAUUAGAUCUUGCGUUGGUUAAAGAGGGUUUUGUCGGAUAUUUUUUGAUUGUGCAUUUGUGCGUACCUCUGUCACUGUGACUAGGACCGGGAGUUUGGGACAUGGCGGGUCGCAGAGUCGGAUCGCUGAUCAGGAGCACCGGUCAAUCACUUCGAGGAUCUCGAAUCGCCGCCGCUGUAAUCGUCGGCGUAAUUGUGGGAUGCGUCUUCGCCUUCUUGUUUCCACAUGGGUUCUUCCCCUCCGAUCCCCAAGCCACCCGCCCUCGUAUCUCUAAAUCCAAUCCCCAGAUUGGCUCAACCCCGUGUCAGUCAUCAGAACGGAUUACCAUGCUUAAGUCAGAUAUAGUAGCAGUCUCAAAGAAGAAUGCCGAGUUGAAGAAGCAGGUGAGGGAGCUGACUGAAAAGCUUCGGUUGGCUGAACAGGGCAAGGAACAUGCACAAAAGCAGUUUAUGGUGUUGGGGGAACAGCACAAAGCUGGACCCUUUGGCACUGUCAAAGGUUUAAGAACUAAUCCAAAUGUCAUUCCUGAUGAAUCUGUGAACCCAAGACUGGCAAAGAUAUUGGAGGAAAUUGCUGUACAGAAGGAGCUCAUAGUUGCACUUGCAAAUACAAAUGUGAAAGACAUGUUGGAAGUAUGGUUCACAAGCAUCAAGAAGGUGGGUAUACCCAAUUAUCUGGUAGUAGCAUUGGAUGAUGAGACCUUAGAUUUGUGCAAAUCGAACAAUGUCCCUGUGUAUAAGAGAGACCCCGAUGAGGGUGUUGAUUCAGUUGGGAAGACUGGGGGUAAUCAUGAAGUCUCAGGAUUGAAGUUUCGUAUUUUGAGGGAGUUCUUGCAGCUGGGUUACAGUGUUCUUCUCUCAGACGUUGAUAUAGUAUACCUACAGAACCCUUUUAAUUAUCUCUAUCGGGAUUCAGAUGUGGAAUCCAUGACUGAUGGUCACAAUAAUAUGACAGCUUAUGGAUUUAAUGACGUCUUUGAUGAACCUGCUAUGGGUUGGGCGCGAUAUGCUCAUACAAUGAGGAUUUGGGUCUAUAAUUCUGGUUUCUUUUAUAUUAGACCUACGAUUCCCUCAAUUGAGCUUUUGGAUCGAGUGGCUGAUCGGCUUACUCGGCCACCGAAGGCAUGGGACCAAGCUGUCUUCAAUGAAGAGCUGUUUUUCCCUUCUCAUCCUGGUUAUGAGGGGCUUCAUGCUGCCAAGAGAACUAUGGAUUUUUAUCUUUUUAUGAACAGUAAGGUCCUCUUCAAGACUGUGAGGAAAGAUGCCAGACUGAAAAAACUCAAGCCAGUGAUUGUUCAUGUAAAUUACCACCCAGAUAAAUUUUCCAGAAUGAAAGCAGUUGUUGAGUUCUAUGUUAACGGCAAGCAAGAUGCACUGGACUCUUUCCCAGAUGGUUCUAGUUGGUAAUAAAGCUGUUGAAGAUCUUGACCUUGUGGACGUGCUCCAACUCACAGAUGGGCUCGAUACUACUUGGUUUGCUACUGUUCAUUGGUGAUUUACAUUCUGAGAAUCCUGCCAAAUCUCUCUCUUUUCAUCUUGUUUUUCCCUUUCAAUUACACCCUCCCCCCCCCCCCCCACCCUUUUUUUUCCUUUUGUUAUUGUAGCUUUUGUUAACAGUCCUUGAGCACUUUUCUGUUUUCUCCAAUAGCCAAAUGUUCUAUAGCCGAAUUUUUUGUUUUCUUCAAUUUUUGUUGUUGGGUUGUUUGCUGCA
Molecule: messenger RNA, 2109 nt
Organism: Malania oleifera
Lineage: Eukaryota; Viridiplantae; Streptophyta; Magnoliopsida; Santalales; Ximeniaceae
Product: arabinosyltransferase RRA3-like
Exons: 2
Coding region: 501-1805 (434 amino acids)
Biological process (GO): root hair cell development
Molecular function (GO): glycosyltransferase activity
Source: RefSeq, a predicted model, not a curated record